AUCGAUAUCGAUAUUACCAAAACAAACACAAACUAUAAGAAAAUAAUUUCGUUUAAUAAUGAGUUUAGAAUUAACCAACAUAAAUGGCGGCAAUGGCAACGAGAAUCCGUCACAAUCGCAGGACAAACGGGAGCUACUAUGCUUGCUCAAGCUGCUUAGAAAAUAUCAACUAAAAGGAACGGAGGAGCUGCUUUGCCAAGAGGCAAAUGUGAACAGUGCAGAUCUCGCUAAUAUCUGUGAUGGCGACGUCAAGGCAGUGCUCAGCGCUGCAUUGGCCCUGGCUGAUGACGACCGCAAUCGCCAGUCUGUCCAGGCACGAGCAUCAACGUCCGUCGAAGCGAAGGCUGUGACCGAAGCGAACGCAGCCGAAGCGUUGGCAAAGUUUAUAGGCGACGAUGCCUUUGAUGCCCAACAUUAUGAGCAGGCGUACGAGGAGUUGCGCACGUUUGUGGAGGAAUCGUUGGACAUUUAUAAGCACGAGCUGUCUAUGGUCCUUUAUCCGAUACUGGUGCAAAUCUAUUUCAAGAUACUUGCCAGCGGGCAGAUUGAGAAGGCGCGGGCGUUCAUUGAGAAAUACAAAUCGGAUCUCGAUGGUUACUAUAUCGAGGGUCUGUUCAACUUGUUGUUGAUAUCGAAGCCGGAGGAGCUGCUGGAUAACGAUCUUGUGUCUGCAAUGGAGACGGAUAAGUUCGUGAUACGAAUGUCGCGGGAUGCGCAUUCGCUGUUCAAGCGUCACAUACAGGACCGCAGACAGGAGGUGGUCGCGGACAUUGUAUCCAAGUAUCUACAUUUUGAUACCUACGAGGGCAUGGCGCGCAACAAGUUGCAGUGCGUGGCAACGGCUGGGUCGCACAUUGGCGAUGCGAAGCGACAGGAUAACAAAAUCCGUGUCUACUAUGGUCUGCUCAAGGAAGUUGACUUUCAGACGCUUACUACGCCAGCGCCGGCACCCGAAGAAGAGGACGAUGAUCCGGAUGCGCCAGAUCGACCCAAAAAGAAGAAACCGAAAAAAGAUCCGUUGCUAUCCAAGAAAUCGAAAUCGGACCCAAAUGCACCCGCCAUAGAUCGCAUACCCUUGCCGGAGCUCAAGGAUGCCGACAAAUUGCUCAAGCUCAAGGCGCUGCGUGAGGCCAGCAAACGUUUGCCGCUCAACAAGGAUCAGCUGCCCUCUGCCGUAUUCUACACAAUACUCAACUCUAUGCAGGGGGUCACAUGUGCCGAAAUAUCUGAUGAUUCCACAAUGCUGGCCUGCGGCUUUGGUGACUCCACUGUGCGCAUCUGGUCGUUGACGCCUGUGAAAUUGCGCGCACUAAAAGAGGCCGAUGCACUACGUGAACUCGACAAGGAGUCGGCCGACAUAAAUGCGCGAAUGCUUGACGAGCGCAGCGGCGAGAUGACGCGCUCCUUCCUGGGGCACACGGGUCCGGUCUAUCGCUGUGCAUUUGCGCCCGAAAUGAAUUUGCUGCUCUCCUGCUCUGAGGACAGCACAAUCCGGCUGUGGUCCCUGCUCACCUGGUCAUGCGUGGUCACCUAUCGUGGCCACGUCUAUCCCGUCUGGGAUGUGCGCUUUGCGCCGCACGGUUACUAUUUUGUGUCAUGCUCCUAUGACAAAACUGCUCGCCUGUGGGCCACCGACUCAAAUCAGGCGCUCCGCGUCUUUGUCGGUCACCUUUCGGACGUGGACUGCGUGCAAUUUCAUCCCAAUUCCAAUUACGUAGCCACUGGGUCCAGCGAUCGCACUGUCCGCCUAUGGGACGCCCUUACAGGCCAGUCCGUGCGCCUCAUGACCGGCCAUAAGGGCACGGUUAGCUCUCUGGCGUUCUCGACGUGCGGCCGUUAUUUGGCUUCCGGCGCCGUCGACCACAACAUUAUCAUCUGGGACCUGUCGACCGGCUCGUUGGUCACCACGCUGUUGCGGCACACCAGCACCGUAACCACGAUUACAUUCAGCCGCGAUGGCACAGUGCUGGCGGCUGCCGGACUCGACAACAAUCUGACACUGUGGGACUUUCACAAGCUCACCGAUGACUAUCUGAGCAACCAGAUUACGGUGUCGCAUCAUCAGGACGAAAAUGACGAGGACGUUUACCUGUUGCGCACUUUUCCCAGCAAGAACUCGCCGUUUGUGACCCUCCACUUCACGCGCCGCAAUCUAUUAAUGUGCGUCGGCCUGUUUAAGAGCUAGACGCUGUAUUUCCAAUAAUAUUGGAUCUUCAAAUGCAUAUAUUUUAAGCAAAGCAGUCAACCUUUCAAAACUCCAAGAAAUGAUUGCUGUAUAACUUUGAUUUUGUAACCAAUUCGUUUGAUUUUAAGAUACCAUAGUUUAAAGUAUUUUCAACAA
Drosophila montana is the source of this 2341-nucleotide messenger RNA. It is a transcript of the gene Taf5, whose product is annotated as TATA-box binding protein associated factor 5. Lineage: Eukaryota; Metazoa; Arthropoda; Insecta; Diptera; Drosophilidae. Gene Ontology annotation, cellular component: transcription factor TFIID complex. Gene Ontology annotation, molecular function: RNA polymerase II general transcription initiation factor activity; protein binding. The record is from RefSeq and is a predicted model, not a curated record. The transcript has a single exon. The coding region runs from base 59 to 2185 and encodes 708 amino acids. Gene Ontology annotation, biological process: transcription initiation at RNA polymerase II promoter.